Molecule: messenger RNA, 3246 nt
Organism: Thamnophis sirtalis
Lineage: Eukaryota; Metazoa; Chordata; Lepidosauria; Squamata; Natricidae
Source: RefSeq, a predicted model, not a curated record
AUGCCAUAUGGAGCUCCUACUGUGAAAUGCAAUGUCCAGUAUCCCGAGUACCCAGUUCACAAAUAUCAUCAAGCCGGGGACCUCAUCAUUGGUGGCAUAGCCUCUCAUGGAGUUUUUCUAUCUUAUGCCAAAGAUUUCAGAACAAAACCUCCACCCACAGUGGCUGAAGAGUUUAUAAUGCUUCCAAAGCAUUAUCAACAUAUCCUGGCUUUGUCCUUUGCCAUAAAGAAGAUUAAUGACAAUCCUCAAAUACUUCCCAAUAUCACUUUAGGAUUCCAAGUUUUUGACAAUUACUAUAGUGGAAAAUGGACCUAUCAUUCCACUAUGCUCCUUUUGUAUACAUUGGAGAAUUUCUUUCCAAACUAUAUUUGCAACAUGGAGAAGAAGCUGAUUGCAGUGAUUGGUGGACUGGAUUCUCUUACUUCUCUUGGCAUGAAGACUCUCCUGGACAUCUACAAGAUUCCUCAGCUCACCUACAGUCCCACUCCGGUGAUGAAGGAUCAAUCCUCUGGCCUCCCUUUCUACCAGAUGGUUCCUAAGGAAGAGCUUCAGUAUAAGGGGAUUCUGGCUCUGCUUCUGCACUUCAGAUGGAUAUGGAUUGGAGUGGUAGUUAUGGAUAAUGAGAACGGAGAAAGAUUUGUGCAAACUGUAUUUCCCAUGUUUUCUCAGAAGGGUGUCUGUUUUGCUUUCAUACAAAAAAUCCCUGUUGUAACAUUUAUUAAUGAUUUGUUUGAGAUGCUGCAUAAAGGGGAGAAUAUUUAUAAUGCUGUGAUCAGUAGUAAAGUUACAGUAAUACUUGUCUAUGGUGAAUCUCAUUCCCUGGGAUUGUUUAGAUUUGCAUCUUAUCUAUCAGAUGAAGAUGUAGACAGUAAACCUAGGAAGCUCCUAGGAAAACUAUGGAUCUUCACUGCCCAAAUGGAGAUUGUUUCCUUUGGAUUUCAAAGAUAUUGGGAUUUAGGAAUUUUCCAUGGAGCUUUAGGUUUUGCAUUUUAUUCCAAUGAUGUGUCUGGAUUUCAGCAGUUUAUUGAGAAUCGAAAUCCGUCCAUCACAAAAGGAGAUGGUUUUCUCAAAGGAUUUUGGGAGCAGAUCUUUAACUGUAAAUUUUUAAGUACAUCUAUCCAUCAAGAAGAGGUGAACAUUUGCACUGGCCAGGAGAAACUGGAGAGAAUCCCUGCACUCUUUUUUGAAAUGUCCAUGUCUGGCUAUAGCUAUAGUGUCUACAAUGCUGUCUAUGCUAUAGCCUAUGCUUUACAUGCCAUGUUUGCAUCUGGAUUCAAACACAAAGCAGUGGUGGAUGGUAGACUAUAUAUUCAUAACCAGCCAUUUUGGCAGCUUUCUAAUUUCUUGAGACAUUCCACAUUUAAUAACAGUAUUGAAGAAAGGAUAACAUUUGAUAAAGAUGGGAAUUUACUAGCUGGAUUUGAUGUAAUCAACUUUAUCUUUUCUGAAAACCAGACAGUAGUGAAAAUAGGACACAUAGAUUCACAUUUUUCUCCAGACAAAAUGUUAAUCAUCAAGAAAGAUGCCAUAAUAUGGAGUAGCUGGUUUAACCGGUCACAGCCCGUUUCUCUCUGUACGCCAAGCUGUUUUCCAGGUUCUAGUAAACAAGUCAUAGAGGGUAAGCCAUUCUGCUGCUACUCUUGUAACCCGUGUCCAGAAGGGAAAAUUUCAGAAAAUGAGGAUAUGAAUGACUGUUAUGAUUGCACAGAUGAAAAUUAUCCCAACAAAAGGCAGGAUUCAUGCAUCCCCAAAGAUAUAAGUUUCUUGUCGUAUAAAGAACCUCUGGGGAUCACUUUAGCCUGUUUUUCUCUUUUCUGUUCCACAAUCACAAUUCUGAUACUAAGGAUAUUUUUAAUGCAUCACAACACUCCCAUCGUCAAAGCCAGCAAUCGGGAUCUCACCUAUAUUCUCCUUGUCACCCUCCUGCUUUGCUUCCUGUAUACAUUACUAUUCAUUGGUCAGCCCAAUAAGGUGGCAUGUAUUCUUCGUGAAACUGGUUUCAGCAUCAUCUUCUCUGUGGCUAUUUCCUGUGUGCUGGCCAAGACUGUGACUGUGGUCCUGGCUUUCAUGGCAACCAAGCCAGGAAGCAGGAUGAGCCAUUGGGUGGGGAAAAGAUUGGGCUAUGCUUUUGUUUUAUUAGGUUUCUUAAUUCAGGUUGGGAUUUGCAUUAUAUGGCUGUCCAUCUCUCCUCCUGUCCCAGAUGCUGACCUUCACUCAGGAAAUGGAAAAAUUGUCCUACAAUGUAAGGAAGGGUCCAUGAUUAUGUUUUACUUUGCAAGGUGUUAUAUGGGCUUUUUGGCUAUGACCAGUUUUAUAGUUGCUUUCUUUGCAAGGAAAUUACCAGAUACUUUUAAUGAAGCCAAGUUCAUCACUUUCAGCAUGUUGAUUUUCUGCAGUGUUUGGCUCUCCUUUGUCCCAACCUACCUGAGCACGAAGGGAAAAUACACAGUGACUGUGGAGAUCUUCUCAAUGUUAGCCUCAAGUGCUGGGUUGCUGAUCUGUAUCUUUUUCCCCAAAUGUUACAUUAUUCUUCUAAGACCAGAGCUAAACAACAGGCAGCUAAAAAAAAGGCUUCCUAAUUUCUUGAGAUAUAUCACAUUUAAUAACAGUAUUGGGGAAAAGAUGGCAUUUGAUCAAGAUGGAAAUUUGGUAGCUGGAUUUGAUGUCAUCAAUUUUAUUUUCUUGGAAAAUCAGACAGUAGUGAAAAUAGGAAGAAUAGAUCCACACUCUCCUCCAAACAAAGUAUUAAUUAUCAAAGAAGAUGCCAUAACAUGGAGCAACUGGUUUAACCAGUCACAGCCUGUUUCUCUCUGUACCCCAAGCUGUUAUCCAGGAUCUAGUAAACAAGUCAUAGAGGGUAAGCCAUUCUGCUGCUACUCUUGUAACCCAUGUCCAGAAGGAAAAAUUGCAGAAAUUGAGGAUCUGAAUGACUGUUAUGAUUGCACAGAUGAAAAUUAUCCCAACAAAAAGCGAGAUUCAUGCAUUCCUAAAGACAUAAGCUUCUUGUCAUAUAAGGAACCUUUGGGUAUCACUUUAGUCUCUUUUUCUCUUUUCUGUUCCACAAUCACAAUUCUGUUGCAAUAUGAAAAAGAAGCUGAUCGCAGUGAUUGGUGGAUUGGAUUCCCUUACUUCUCUUGCUAUGAAGAUUCUCCUGGAGAUCUACAAGAUUCCCCAGCUCACCUACAGUCUCACUUCAGUGAUGAAGGAUCAAUCCUCUGGUCUCCCCUUCUAUCAGAUGGUUCCUAA